Messenger RNA from Magallana angulata, 2450 nucleotides. Its product is annotated as proline-, glutamic acid- and leucine-rich protein 1-like. Gene Ontology annotation, cellular component: nucleus. NCBI's taxonomy places the organism in Eukaryota, Metazoa, Mollusca, Bivalvia, Ostreida, Ostreidae. Bases 22 to 2388 code for a protein of 788 amino acids. Gene Ontology annotation, biological process: rRNA processing. The transcript has 18 exons. The record is from RefSeq and is a predicted model, not a curated record.
UCUGAUUGAUGAAGAUCAAUAAUGGCAGCCCCCAUGAAAAACAUGAUUUCCAAACACUUGUUUGACAAUAAGUUGUCGCUCGAUGAUUUGAUUGCAUAUUUGAAAAGAAUAGAUGAUACACAAUCUUUGCAAAUCACGAAAUUAAACCUAUCGGAAUUAACGGGACAAACGCAUACAUUUCUCCACACGUCCAGUAACAGACUUCGAGGUUUGUUCAUAUUGUCAAGCCUCUUAAGAAACUAUGAUGUGCAGGAGUUAUCUCCCCAUCUGGACACUUGGAUGAAAAUCAUCAUUCAGAUUUUACAGUCCAGAGACCCUGCUCCUGUCCACAAGCUGACCUGUCAUGUCUGUUGUCAACUCAUCAAAAUGUCCAACGAGAUCCAGACGGCCAGGAAAGCCAUGCAGAGUUAUCUCCCUCAGUUGAUCCCUCUUGUCAUAGCAGCAUCACCAGAGUGGAGACGACAAUCCCUGGCUGUACUGAACGCCUGUAUCACACACUAUGGGGGAACCUGUGGACCAUUCAAGAGUAAGAUUGAGGAAGUGGUCACCCAAGAGCUGCAGUGUGUCCCAGUAACCAAGGAGGCGAUGCUGUCAUACUGUCUACUGUCGUGCUGUGGUACCAGUGGUAAUCAGAAGUGUAAGUACACGGAGGGAUGGGGCGCCAGACUCUCCCACCUCCUGUCUGACCUUCACGGCAUCAUUGACCUCAUUACCACUGACGAUGUUUCCAACACAGCUGUCUCGCUGUCAGACCUGGACGCUGAACCCCUACAUGCCGACCACUCUGUGACCUACUUUAGGACACUCAUGCAGUGUCUGCAGAAGAUGCUCAGGAAGGCAUUCAGUGCCCCGAUAAAGCUCCCACUGGAAAAGAUUCUAGAUUUUGUGGACAAAGUUCUGUCUAUGGAUGUCAGUUCAGUGAAGUCCUCAAGUUCCAAAGACUCUCUGUUAUUGGGCUACCUCCCCAUAAUCCAUACGGACGCUAUAGGCAUCAUCAAUGUCCUGUAUGAGGGCUGUAGGAAGUUGAUGUUGCAGUAUAACAAGAAGAUUGUGCGGGUUCUGAGUAGAGAACUGAUGUGGAGUCACUCCAGCUCUUCAGUCACUCAAACCAGGCCUUACAGGGAGCUGAGGGUGGCGGUGUACCGGACCCUCCAGUCCAUGAUGAUGACCACAGGGUGCUUCCUAGAAACUCUGAGGGAGGAGGACAGUGUGCUACAAGUACUAAUGACCGACUGUCGACCAGGGGAACUCACUCUGAAGACUUCUCUAAAACCAUCUCACACCAUGGGGCCAACACCAGCCAAGAAAAUGAAGACCCCAGACAGCAGCGGUGACCUGGGGCGACCCAUCGGUCAUCCCCCCGGGGGAGACAGCGUGGUCACUCAGGGGGCUCUGCAGGCCCUGUAUUGGUGGAUAGUGGCAGGUGGUGUCAAAAUGAAAGGGAAAAACUAUCAGAAAGUGUGUGACUUUGUUAUCACCACGUUGCUAAGCGUGUACAGGAAUCGGUACGACCCUUCGGUUCCAUACAAUGACUGGAGCUGUCGCCUCCAUCUUCUGAGAGUCCUUCAGGCCUGUCUAAUGACCCCACACACCGAAGGAACCUCACCCCUGCAGUGCGCUAUUACAAUAUUUAAAAUGGCUGAACAGGACAAUAAUUUGCAAGUUUCAUCAUUUUGUAUGGAAGCACAGAGACUCUGUGAAAUACUGAUUCACUCGCGAGCUGUUUGCUUAACGACUCCACGAUAUGUGACUCAAGAGAGAACUUCCUCUUCUCCAAUGUUAACUACAGACUUUUCUAAAAUAUCCGAGGAUGAACCAACGGAGCAUCUUCCCAAGAGUCGGGAGCCUGAAGCUGAGACGCAAUUACCAAGCAAUGAUGUUGAAGAGGUUGGAAAUGAAGAUGCAGUAGUUACAGGGGAGAAUGAAGCAGACAGUGAUGUGGAAAUGGAACAGCGAAGGGAGGAGGAGGAGGAUGGGGAAGGUGACCGCGUCACAGACCUGCCCACCUCUCUACAGGAGCCCCCCUGCCAGGAGGCAACUGACCCACAGACAGACUUACAGAAACAGGCCGAGUCCAUCGUGGAGGACUUGCCUGAAACAAGAUUGAGCGUGGCUGAAGGACCGGUAGCAGACUCGGAGGCCACUGACCAUAACUUGGACCCCCAGACAGACAGUGACUGCCCGAAUGUUAGAGGUGAAAUCGAAGUAAAUCGGAGCCCAGCCCCCAGUGGGAGUAGUGACAUUGAUAAAGCCAUGGAGGACUCUAGUCAACCAAAGGACAAUCUUGCACAAAGUUCCUCAUCAUCUUUUGUCAAAGAAAUCAAUAAGCCUCAGGAUGAUGAUCUGAAGGACAUGUUGAUGACGUUUGUGGACGCAGAUCCAGAGUGAAGACCAAUAAUUUACUGUGUCUGAUGAUGCCUUAUGUUCAAAUAAAUAUUGAUAUAUACCAA